Messenger RNA from Lasiodiplodia theobromae, 1245 nucleotides. RefSeq names its product Pyrroline-5-carboxylate reductase. Gene Ontology annotation, molecular function: FAD binding; proline dehydrogenase activity. The record is from RefSeq and is a predicted model, not a curated record. The transcript has 2 exons. Gene Ontology annotation, cellular component: mitochondrion. NCBI's taxonomy places the organism in Eukaryota, Fungi, Ascomycota, Dothideomycetes, Botryosphaeriales, Botryosphaeriaceae. Bases 1 to 1245 code for a protein of 414 amino acids.
AUGCUCCUCAGAUCGGUCUGCAUCAACGCUGUAUCCUCCAAACCGCUCCUCCUCACGCCCUCUCUUUCCAUCCUGUCGGCGCUCUGCAAGCCGAGAAGAAGUUCCCUCUUGAACGUCGACCGGAAUCCACUGUUCCAUGCCAUCUUGAAGGGGACAUUCUACAAGCAGUUUUGCGCCGGGGAAAGUGGAGCCGAGGUCACAAGGACGAUGCGGCGGCUGCGAGAAAUCGGGUUCCGCGGCACCAUCCUCACAUACGCAAAAGAGACAGUCUUCGACCACCGCACAAACACGCAGCAUGGACUGGGGGUGGCGGCAAAAGAGGAGGGAAAGACCAAAACCUGCGAGAACAUUGCAGCAUGGCGGGAAGGCACGCUCAAGACGGUUGAUCUGCUGGAGGAAGGCGACCAGCUCGCGCUCAAGAUGACGGGCGCCGGGCCCCUGGUCAACGAGCGCUUCACGGCAGGCGAUCUCCCGCCGGCGCAGAUGAUGGACGCGCUGGACGAGAUCGCGCGGCGGUGCCGUGACCGCGGAGCGCGCAUCCUCAUCGACGCCGAGUCGCAGCACUUCCAGGCGGGCAUCGAGCGGGUGGGCGUGGAGCUGAUGCGCAAGUACAACACGACGCCGGGCUAUGCUCUCAUCUAUAACACGUACCAGGCGUAUCUGAAGAGCACGCCGGGGCGGCUGGCAAAGCAGCUGGCACUGGCGGCCGACGAGGGCUGGACAUUGGGCCUCAAGCUCGUGCGCGGGGCGUACAUGGCGUCGGACGAGCGGGCGCUGAUCCACGACACGAAGCAGGCGACGGACGCGGCCUACAACGCCAUCGCCCAGGGCGCGCUGCGCCAGCACAUCGGCGACUUCGGCAGCACCCGCGCCUUCCCGUCGGUCAACCUGAUCCUGGCCAGCCACAACCGCGACAGCGUGCUGGCCGCCCACGAGCUGCACCGCCAGCGCGUCGCCGCCGGCCUGCCCACCGUGCCCGUUGCCUUCGCCCAGCUGCACGGCAUGUCGGACGAGGUCAGCUUCGGCCUGCUGCAGCUGAAGGCCGAGGGCCAGGGCCCCGAGGUGUACAAGUGCUCGACGUGGGGCAGCUUGGGUGAGUGCCUGGCCUAUCUGACGCGGAGGGCGGCCGAGAAUCGCGACGCGGCGGGCAGGACAGCCGACGAGUAUGCGGCGCUGAAGACCGAGGUGGGGAGGAGGCUGAGGGCGGCGCUGUCGCCUUCCCGGUGGUUCGGCGGCGCGAGAUAA